GAGACGCUGCUGACGCUCUGCUCGCUCCACGGACAACACCGAGUCACGUUCUGUUCUUUUCUCGCUCCACCGACAACACCGAGUCACGUUCUGUUCUUCUCUCGCUCCACAGACAACACCAAGUCACGGUAUGUUCUUUUCUGGCAGAACCGGAGAGCGAAAGCCCUUUAGGAUUCUAUUUAUCGCGUGUGAUAUUUGGAGCUGAACGACCGGUCGUGACGGAGGACGCGAGGGGAAAUACAAAAAAAGAGCGAAAGGGAGAAAAGAAAAGGUGGUGUUCUCCCAUCAGAAACACUCUGAGCAGCUUGACAGCACAGGACGGAAGGAAGGAGGGAGGGAGGGAGAGAGAGAGAGAGAGAGGGAGGGAGAGAGAGAGAGAGAGAGAGCGAGCCGACCAUCUGUGAAUCACAUCAAGGCAGCUGUGGUUAGAGUGGACUGCAGUUAUUUUACGAACGAGAGGCAGAGAGGGGGAUAGAAGUGGAGAGAAGGAGAGGGGGAUAGAAGUGGAGAAAUGGAGAGAGAAGGACAAAAGGAGAGGGGGCCUGGGUGAGUUUCCAAGCCCAGGACGGUGAACCCUGAUCGGGGGGUUAGAGUUCCUUUGGAGAGAUGAGGACCUCUGAGAAGACAGUGUUUAGACACAGGUGAAAAUCAAAUGAAUCCUGGCUCUAAUGGAUCCUGUGAUUACAACAUGGAUUGACCUUUUCUUCCUUCUGAUCUGAAGGAAUAUUUUAGUUUUUUAUGUGGACGUUUUUCUGUGUGGAAAUGUGUCUAUUUUUUCUGCAUGAAUUUGGAGUUUCAAGUCUUUCUGGUGUGUAUUUUAAGGAGGCUGUUUAGUUGACUGGAUCUGAAACUGCUCCACUCAUCUGAAGGGAUUUAAACAAGAACUAUUUUGGCCUUGGAUUUUUUUCACGUUGUGUUUUUUUCCAAUAUGUUUUUUUAGUAGUUGAGACUGCUUUGUAACCUUGGUAACCAAGCGGUAACCAGGCGUCAACUGAGCGGUAACCAUGGCAGCAGCCUAUCGCGUGGUAGUGAGCAGUGUUAGUUGCUACAGCAGCGUGGUGGUGGACCGUCGGGCUCAGAGUCACGCGGUGCACUACUGCUCCGGGUCAUGUGGGGCGUUGUCCCAGGGACUGGACUGUACUGUUGCCCAUCGCAGCACCUGCUCCGAGCUGCUGACCGCCCCCUCACACACAUUCACACACAACCUGACCCGAAACGCUAACUCUCCUCACCAAAUCCCCAACAGCUCUAAACUUAGUAUAACCGGCUGUAACGGGGGUAGUGGUGUUCCUAAUGAUCCUAACAUUGUGUAUGGUGUGGUGGGGGAGGACAGUCCUCCAUGGCGAGGUAAGAAGGCCAACACUACCACCACUACUACCAGCUCUGGUCCUGACCGGCCUCUCCAGAGCUCUGCCAGUCUGAAGGACAUCACAGGAGAAGCCAUCAACCUGGCCAGUGGCAAACUCAAAGAGUUCUCCUUCGAGAAGCUCCGCCUCUCCACCAGUCACGUGACCUUCAGGAAAGGUCGCAAGGUCAGGCCGGACUCGUACAGCCGUCGGUCCACGGACCUCGACAUCGUCUACGGACAGUUCACCGGGAACGUCGGAGGAACGGGGAAUGGGACUAUUACCGGAAAUGGAAACGCCAAUGAUGAGAACCUGCCUCCUUUCAGCGACACCACCAAGCUGCUCAAAGGCCUAUCGCCUGCUAGCAUCACCGCUGGGGGCGGGUCUCUAUCCACAACCAGCCUAUCCAGUGUCUCCAGGGCCGGGGACGGGUCCACCAGUAGCCUAUCCAGCGCCUGCUCUGGUUCCUUGGAGGCGGGGCUAAACACAGUGGCGUCUCUCUACCUCAGCUCAUUAGCCGACGAGUCCCUCAUCGCCCGGUUACUGGAGAAGACCCGUGCAGGGGAGGAGGGAGGAGUGGGAGGAGCAGGGGGGGAAGACAUACGGGCCUGUCUGGACAUUCUGGUCAAGUGUUCAGAGGACUUGAAGAAAUGUACUGACAUCAUCAAGCAGUGUAUCAGUCGGAAGAGUCCCGGGGGAGGGGAGGAUGGGGGAGCCAGUCCAGAGAGCAUCUACAGAGCUGUGAUGACCAGACUGAGCUCCUAUCUGAGGAAACUGCCUCUAGAGCUGGAGGGGGCUGGGUUAGGGUUAGGGUCAGGGAUUGGAGGUCAUAGCGAGUUGGCCGAGCUGGUUAGUAGUCUCCAUAUGCUGCAGCAAGCUGCUGUCCCCUUCUCACCCAUAUUUGGGAAUGAUCAACCGCCACGGUAUGAGGACGUUGUUCAGAACCCUCCCUUACCCAAGAGCAGGGAUAUACUGCCACCCUCGUCACUCGCUCCAGACUCUUCUCUCUCUUUGUCCACUACGCCUGAGACAGCAGGGAGACAUAAGGUUCAGACCAACGGGCUGCAGCACACACACACUCUGUCACACACACACUCUCCCUCACCGCACACACACACGUUGUCCGUUUCUACCCCUCCAUCCCAGGCACACACACCUUCCUUGCAAACGCACACUCCGUCAGCGCGCACACACACUCCGUCCAUCUCCCCCAUGGAGGCUCUCUUCAUUGAGGAGGAUGCAGACCUGGGAAGGGGGCUGAACAGGGCUUCCAGACCCACACACUCACACACCCCGGCCAGAAGCCUCACACACACUCACAGUCGGAACGGGACAGCUUUUAGUCCACACACACCCCCCAGCUCCGCGCACACACACCUCAGCCCCAAUCUGUCACACGUACACGUUACACACACACUCCAGUCUGCCAGUGAAGACCUCACCUGCCCCCCAACCUCCGAACACACCCCUCCUGUCACUCAUAGAGACGACGACAUCGACAGGCUUCUGAUGGACUUGGAGUGUCUGUCACAGAGCAUGGGUCGGGAGAGAGACCGAGUCAGAGAGGGAGAGAGAGAGGCGGAGCCCCUUCUCCCCGUUAAGACCAGACAGAGGGGAACAGGACAGGGGAACACCUCCCCACCAACCCAACCCUGUCUCCAGACACAAACCCAAAUCAACCCCCAGGCUCAAAGGCCUGUUCGCCACCUAACUGCUAAUGCCCAGGCCACUAGGUCGAUCCCCAGCUCGCCUGCUCCUCUCCCCCAGGCAGAAGGCAGCAUGGUGGGGCUGGGAGAUGAGGAGGACGGGGCUCUGCUGCUGAGGAUCCUGGAGAGCAUUGAGAGCUUUGCCCAGGAAUUGGUGGACUCUGGGGGUAGUCCUGGGAACACUGGGAAGACUGGGGCUCAGAGCAAAGAGAAGGAGGUGAUGAGACUCCUACAGGACACUCUGGCUACUGCAGCCAAGACUGACACUCUGACGCAGGCCAAACUACCUGGAUCUCCACCCGCUGGGCAAGAUGGACCUGUACAUGUGUCUGCCUCCACACCAACACCUGCACCUGCACCCAGACUUACAGAUGGACCUGUUCCUACGGUCCUACCUGUCUCUACAGCUCCCACACCUGUCCCUGUCCCCACAACCCUAGCAGAGACUGUCUCUACAGCUCCCACACCUGUCCCUGCCCCUAUCCCCACAACCCUAGCAGAGUCUGUCGCCACAGACCAAGCUACACCUUCUGCCCUACCCACACCUGUUCCACCACCUACAGUCGUACCCACACCUGUUCCACCACCUACAGUCGUACCCACACCUUCAGAAGCAGCCGCUGAAUGUGAACAUCCACCUGUAGCUGACCUGACAGCUGUACUUACCACCACGGCCACCCCUCCACCCUCCCCUGUCCCGCACCCUACACCCACACCUGGAGAGGCACCUGUUGCAACCAUCGCUGCUCCUCCCGUUGCCGUGAGACACCCGGUUGCCCCUAGCGAUGUGGUUGCCCUGAGAGACAUCGGCUCGACGCUGCUCAUCCAGCAGACGCCUGAGGUGAUCAGAGUCCAGUCCAACAAGCAAGAUAAGAAAUCUGGCACCCCUCCUCCAGCCCCUCUCUCCCCCACCCCCUCCGUUCCUCCCCCCCACCGCUCCCCCUCUCCUCCCCCCACUCCAGUCGUCCUCACCCCUCCUCCCCCUCCUCCCCCUGCCCUCAACAUUCCCCACUUCUACUACCCUCGAGGGUUACCAGGGGCAACAAAAGUCAACCACGAUGCGGCCAUCACUGCCAUAGAGACAGCCUUCACUGAGUUUGAGGAGGAGAAGGCUGAUAUUUACGAGAUGGGCAAGAUCGCUAAGGCAUGCGGCUGUCCUCUGUACUGGAAGGCAGCCAUGUUUAACGGAGCGGGAGGAGAGAGGACCGGCUUCGUCUCUGUUCACUCCUUCAUCGCUACCUGGAGAAAGUUGUUACAUAGUUGCUAUGACGAUUCGUCUAAGUUUAUCUACCUCCUAGCAAAGCCUGGCUGUUCGUACCUGGACCAGGAGGACUUCAUACCUUUAUUACAGGACAUAGUGGACACUCACCCAGGACUGACGUUCUUGAAGGAUGCCCCAGAAUUCCAUUCCCGUUACAUCACCACCGUGAUUCAGCGGAUAUUCUAUGUGGUCAACCGCUCGUGGACAGGUCGCAUCACCAUGACGGAACUACGCAGGAGCAACUUCCUGCAGACCCUUGCCCUGUUGGAAGAGGAGGAUGAUAUCAACCAGAUAACAGAUUAUUUCUCUUAUGAGCAUUUCUAUGUGAUCUACUGUAAGUUCUGGGAGUUGGACACAGACCACGACCUUUACAUUGACCCUAAGGACCUGGCUCGUUACAACGACCACGCAUCUUCAAGCAGAAUCAUUGAGAGGUUGUUCUCAGGAGCCGUUACACGGGGAAGCUCAGUGCAGAGAGAAGGGAGGAUGAGUUAUGCAGAGUUCAGCUGGUUCCUCAUCUCAGAGGAAGACAAGAAAAACCCUACCAGUAUAGAGUACUGGUUCAGGUGUAUGGACACAGAUGGGGACGGUGUGUUGUCUAUGUUUGAGUUGGAGUACUUCUAUGAGGAGCAGUGUAGUAGGAUGGAGGGGAUGGGCAUUGAACCCCUACCCUUCACAGACCUGCUCUGUCAGAUGCUAGACCUUGUCAAACCUGAAAGCCAAGGUAAGAUAACCCUGUCUGAUCUGAAGAGGUGUAGGAUGGCUCAUAUAUUCUUCGACACGUUCUUCAACCUGGAGAAAUACCUGGACCACGAGCAGAGAGACCCCUUCGCUUUGCAGAAGGACAUAGACAACGAGUGUCCAGAGCCUUCAGACUGGGAUAAAUACGCUUCAGAGGAGUAUGAGAUCCUGGUGGCAGAAGAGACAGCUAAUGAACAGCUGCAGGAGGGGACAUUUGAUGAUGACUAUGAUGAGGCGGAGCUUCCUGUUCAAGGAGAGAUGGUUGGGAAUAAGAUGGAUAAGCUGCUCAUAUCAGAUCUGUCAGCAUGACAUUCCCAAAGCCUGGAAUAGCGCUCCCUUCUCCUUGGAUAUACAGGAGACAGGGGAGAGAGGAAGAGGGAUGGACGGGGAGAAAUUAAGAAAAAGAUAAAGCGAUGGAGGACUCCAAACUCUCUCAGCUUCUCCUUUCAUACACAGACAGGGACAGAAGAGAUGGUGAGAAGACAGAGAGGAUGGACAGAACGAGAGAGAGGAUGGCCAGAAUGAGAGAGAGCAUGGACUGAACGAGAGAGAGGAUGGACAGAAGGAGAGAGAGGAUGGACAGAAAGAGAGAGAGGAUGGACAGAAGGAGAGAGAGGAUGGACUGAACGAGAGAGAGGAUGGACAGAAGGAGAGAGAGGAUGGACAGAAAGAGAGAGGAUGGACAGAAGGAGAGAGAGGAUGGACAGAAAGAGAGAGAGGAUGGACAGAAGGAGAGAGAGGAUGGACAGAAGGAGAGAGAGGAUGGACAGAAGGAGAGAGAGGAUGGACAGAAGGAGAGAGAGGAUGGACAGAAGGAGAGAGAGGAUGGACAGAAGGAGAGAGAGGAUGGACAGAAGGAGAGAGGAUGGACAGAAGGAGAGAGAGGAUGGACAGAAGGAGAGAGAGGAUGGACAGAAGGAGAGAGAGGAUGGACAGAAG
Molecule: messenger RNA, 5993 nt
Organism: Oncorhynchus masou masou (cherry salmon)
Lineage: Eukaryota; Metazoa; Chordata; Actinopteri; Salmoniformes; Salmonidae
Product: serine/threonine-protein phosphatase 2A regulatory subunit B'' subunit alpha-like
Exons: 15
Coding region: 1005-5363 (1452 amino acids)
Biological process (GO): protein dephosphorylation
Cellular component (GO): protein phosphatase type 2A complex
Molecular function (GO): calcium ion binding; protein phosphatase regulator activity
Source: RefSeq, a predicted model, not a curated record